GUCCUCCGUUUGAGAUUGGUUGGUUCGUUCCAAACCCUAAGGAGCGAUGAGAGAGAGAGUGAAGCCACGAGAGAGAAAGAGAUCCUUUAAAACCCACGUUUCAAUCCAAUAGCAACGCUCUUUCUGUCUGCUUCCGAGACUGAGUUUCAUUGCAAAGUUUCUCUCUCCUGCCUGCAGCUGCUGCGCGCGCAGAGAGUGGAAGAAAGAGAAAGGGGGAAAAUGUUGGGAGGAGCAGUACUACGACGCUCCUGCCGCAGCCUCGCAGCAGCGGCAAUGGCGUCUUUCCGCCGAUCUUAUGGUGCCGCUGCCGCCCUUCAACUGUCCUCAGAAGACCAUUAUUACUACUCUGAGGAGGAGUCGAGCAGGAUUCCGGUGGCGGAGGCGGAUUUGGGUUGGGCUGAUGGUGGCAGAGUGAGAGGGGUGCAGUGGGUUCUUAUUGGCAGCCCCGGGGUUCAGAAGAGGCUCUAUGCGGGGCACCUCGCUCGACUGCUUGGCGUUCCCCAUAUAUCCAUGGGUUCCCUCGUUAGGCAGCACCUCCCCUUGUCAAAGCAGAUAUCAAAUGCCAUGAGACAAGGAAAGCUCCUCCCAGAGAGUAUAAUAUUUGGCCUAUUGUCCGAGAGACUAGAGCAGGGGUAUCUUGUUGGGGAAACUGGUUUCAUUUUAGAUGGGUUUCCUCGAACUCGGAUUCAAGCUGAGAUUCUUGAUCACAAUGCAGAUAUCGACUUGGUUGUGAACUUCAAAUGUGCAGAGGAAUGUCUGGUCAAGAAACACUUAGGAAGCAGCUUCUGUUCACAUUGUGGAAAAUCUUUUAACAAGAGCGGUUUCAAUCCUUGCCUACAAACGUGUUUGCAGGAGCUGCACGGAUGUGAAGGGAAGCUGCCCACUGAUGCUUCUGAUUCUGAGGAUGCCUUAAGGGAGAAACUCCAGAUAUACGAAGAGCAGAGCAAACCACUUGAAGAUUACUACAGAAGACAGAAGAAGCUCUUAGACUAUAAAGUGGCUGGGGGAGUUGGCGAAACAUGGCAAGGCCUCUUGGCAGCUUUGCAGCUUGAGCAUGUAGACAUUGAUUCUCCGAAGUUAACGGCUUGAGCGGGCCAUUAUUCUUGGGUUUUUGCCUUCGUUUCUUUCCCUUAAUUUUGUUUUUCUGGCCAACCAUAUGAUCUAAGUGUAUAUGAGUUUUCCUUGUGUAAAAUUUCGUAGCAUUAGAAUCGUGCUUUGCAUCGGAUUUUACUCGCGGUUUUGGUCUUUUAAUCAGCGUUUGCAAUUUUGAACUGCAAUAUGUAUGUCAGAUUGUGUCUUGGUUUUGAUCGUCUUAUCGUCGUUUGCAAUUUUGCACUGCAAUAUGUAACCUAUACGUACGUGAGCAAGAGGUGAAACAGGGGAGAUUUUAUUCACUUGUGGUUCUUAUGCGAAGGAGCUAUCUAUGGAUAUGUAUUUGCACA
Amborella trichopoda is the source of this 1442-nucleotide messenger RNA. RefSeq names its product putative adenylate kinase 7, mitochondrial. Gene Ontology annotation, molecular function: ATP binding; nucleobase-containing compound kinase activity. Lineage: Eukaryota; Viridiplantae; Streptophyta; Magnoliopsida; Amborellales; Amborellaceae. Gene Ontology annotation, biological process: nucleobase-containing compound metabolic process. The record is from RefSeq and is a predicted model, not a curated record.